Molecule: messenger RNA, 6006 nt
Organism: Hemisphaericaspora subhashii
Lineage: Eukaryota; Fungi; Ascomycota; Pichiomycetes; Serinales; Debaryomycetaceae
Exons: 2
Coding region: 1-6006 (2001 amino acids)
Biological process (GO): DNA integration
Molecular function (GO): nucleic acid binding
Source: RefSeq, a predicted model, not a curated record
AUGUCUGCCAACAAAUUAAAUAUUCCAAAAAAGAGAAAUCAAAAAGUUGCCGACGAUGAAAAGUCUAAUCCUGUUUCUGACACUGAACAACCUGUUGGAUCAAGUAGCACUGAUCAUCCUAGCGAAUCAACUAAAGUUAAAGAAGAAACUCCGUGGGAUAUGAAAAUGUUGUUUGAAAGAAUAUCUGCAGACAUUUCUCACCAAUUGAAUGGAUUCAAAGAUGAACAAACCAAAUUGAUUGAUGAAAAAUUUUCUAAAAUUGAAGGAACUCAAGCUGACAUUCAGAAUAAAAUGUCUAAAAUUGAGAUGGAAGUUAAAGGACAAACAGUCAUUCCCCCAGCUCCACUCAUUGGUACCGUUACUAAAGUAACUGCAUCACAAAUUCAGGAUCUCACAUCAGUUGAUGGGGCUACGCCUAGUCAACCAGAUGCGGAUUCAUUCAAUGAGUCGCAUCCUCCUGGAUCUGUACCAAAUGAAAAUGCUGUCCCAAAUCAAACUGCAAAUCAAGAAAGAUUAGGUGCCGACUUAUCUCUGUUAUCUAUUGAUAACCCUACGGAAGGAAACACCACUUUAGAUAAGUUAAGAAUGCUUGCACGCAUCCAGCAACCAAAUCUUUCGAUCCAAGAAAUUGAACAAUUGUCUUACAUCACUGAUCCAAAUACGGAGAUUGAAAAAUUAUUCACCAACUACCACGAAGAACUUCGUAUCAAGAACCAUCGUGAUAAUUUUGAAAACGAAUGUGUUAGCAAGAAUAAUUCAAACCAAUUACCUCCACCAGGUGUGAGUAAUCAUCAAGGGUUCUUAGAUUGGGUACGUAAUGUUAUUCUCACAAAGAAUACAUACUUAAUUCCUGACACUACUAUAGUAUUUAGGUUAAAGGAAAAUGCUAAUAAAGUCAAAGAUUCCGAUUUAAGUACAAUUGUUUCUAUUGCAACUGAACAACACGAAAAAGAUAGAAUCAAUUCAAUAGAAUACAGAACUAUAUUACAGUACUUACAUGCUCACAUUGAUUUAUCACAACCUGGGUCUUAUGCAAAUAUUGAAACAUUAAUCUCAAAAGGUAAGACUCCAGUUGCUGUAUUCAUUGGUGUUCGACAUGUUGUCAACAAGAAACUCAACAACGGUGAAUUGGACAAUAAAGAUUGGAUCAAUAUCUGGCGUAAAUUAGGAACAAAACUUCCAUUAAAUCUCAAAGUGAUCAUGAAACGAAUGGCACAAGAUGAGGAUAGAGCUGAUUUACAAGAGGUUACCAACUUAUCUACAAAAAAAAGUGACAGUGAACUUGCUGAUCAGUUACAGUCUAUGAACUUUGUUGCAAUUUGGAAUAAGUUUGAUAACGCCUUACAAUCUUGCUUGAAGAGGCCAACAACACCUUGGAACAAAGCAGAAUUAGCCAAAUCAAAUAGGUCCGAAUCAACAUCUACAACUGAUCAAACCAACACUGAAGAAUCUAAGGCUGAAACUAAGAAACGGUAUUGUAGAUUUUGUGGAAGUCUGAAUCAUGCACCAAGAGUUUGCAGCAACCAAACCUAUUACUACAAAAAUGGGAAGGUCAAGUUCAAAAAUGGUAAAUAUCAUGAUGAAAAUGACGUUGUAUUGGAAUUAGAACAAGGCAUCGCGAUUAAUCAAAUCAAUGCAAACCCGGUUGACAUAUCACCCCAGAAUGCCAAGAAAAGAGUGAUUAAUGAUGACGAUCAACCAAAUAAGAAUCUCAAAUUAGAGAAACAAGAUCCAAAUGUUAAACAUGAGGAUGAUAUGAAUAUUGAUUCAGAAGAUGAGAAUGAUGAAAAUUAUGAUCCAGAAACUGACAACAACAAAGCUGAAGAUAAAUUCAAGACCCCAUCCAAAACGGCCAUGGAUAAAGAAGCCUUGGAAUUGGAGAAGGAAGCUCAGGAACAUCGACUACAACAAUAUUUAGAAGGUAGUGAUGAGAAUAGUUCAGUUCAAAAUCAAGAAGAUCAUCAUUCCAAAACCAAUGAGCAAUCAACAUCUGCAGUGUCAGAUAAUCUGUCAAAGCAACAACGCGACAGCAUCACUGGUAAAUUUAAAUCUGCUGAUAACAAGAAACCUACUACAGAGCCAAUCAUUAAGACUAUCAACCAUUCAGACUAUUUAUUAGGUAAAGGUCCACGAAAAGCUAGAGCCUCACACUAUCAUAUCAACCCACCUCACAAAUCUGGUUUAUAUCUGCAAGUCCUCAAGAAUAAUACAACUGUUCAAAUGUCCAUUGAAACUUUAUUCUCCAUGUGUCCAUCAUUCCGAAAAUUUGUUAAUGCUCAAACGAAAGCCAUCUUGAUUCCCAGAGAAGGACCAAUUAAUGCUACUAUUAUACGGUCCAAAGAUCAACCCAAAGAUACUACCAAGAACAACUUGACUGAAGCGGAGGCACAUACCAUAACAAUCCUUUCAGAAGCAGAUGGCAUUACCAUUAUGGACAUGGAAGAUGACAGUAAACAAAUUGGUGCUGGCGAAGUAUUAAUUAUAACACCGGAUGAACAGAUUGUAACCAUUUCAGAUUUGGAGAAGGAAUUUGAUUCAACAAUUGAUAGUUUGGAAGCUAAUAUUGCAAUUUCGGAUCGACGUGAAGCUCAUGUUAUUGGUGACCCAAUAUAUAUCAAUGCAAAAUUGAAAGGCAAGCCAAUAAAACUAAAGUAUGAUACAGGUUGUAUGGGCUCUUUAAUCAAUCCAGAAACAUUGAAACGGUUAGGGUUAAAACUCAGUGAAUUUCCUGCUGUUAUUAAAGAUGCAAAUGGUGGUCAGAAGAAAGUCAAUGGGAUUAUCAGAACGUUUGUUACUGUAUAUGGUCAUGACCUCCCAAUCGUAUUGAUUCCGCAUGAUCCCACUCCCAUUGACCAGAUAUUAUUAGGCCAGAACUUUUUAGAGCAUCAUAAAAUGUUUGUAGGAUACUUAUCAAAUGAUGACAGUAGAAAACUAAUCUUCAGUGAUGGAAAUAAGUUGAAAGCUUAUCAAUUAACAAAUAAUAUUAAUCAAAUUGAAAAUAUUGAAUUUACAAUGCACGUUGAAACUGAAAAUCAAAUUGAUGUUGAAGUACCACUGUAUGAAAUUAAGAAUGUCUGUUUACACGCUAAUCUGGGAGAUAUUACAUUGGAACUAACCAAACCAACUAUGCAAACGGAUCUCAGUGAAAUAUUCAAGGAAGUUUUGAAUGAAUCGAUUCUCAAUGAACAAGGUAAGCAAUAUUUUUUGAAACAAGCUGAACCUUUUAAAGAGGUAUUCUAUGUUGAAGGAGGAUCUCCAGGAAGAUUGAAUCCAGCAGUCCAUCCACCAAUCAAAAUCAGAUUGAAACCUCACAAACCAUGGAAAAUGAAAACCAUUCCGUUGGGUAAGAAUCGGCCAUUAGCUAUCCCUUUAUUGAACUCCAUGCUUCAUCACAAACAGCUAGUACCAUCCAAUGCUCCUUAUCGAAACUCGUGGUUUAUCAUCUUAAAGAAGAACAAACAGCCCAGAAUGCUUUGUGAUUUAAGACCACUCAAUGAAAAUGUCGAAGUAGAAGCUGCACAUCCAUUGAAUACGGAAGACCUUACAUCAGAGUUAGCUGGUCGAGCAUUCAACACAUUGAUUGAUGUGAAGAAUGCAUACUUCCAAAUCCCAUUAGAUCCAGAAACUAGUGAUGCAACCAGUUUUCUUACACCUCUUGGCUUAUUGAAAUAUGCAGUGCUUCCUCAAGGUUUCACAAAUAGUGUGUCCGAAUUUCAGAACAUUUUGGCAUCUUUACUUAAGGAUAUUGCUGAAGACGUGUUUAAUUUUAUCGACGACAUUGCGGUUAAAGGCCCAUUGGUUGAUGAAUACAGACUGAACAAAACCCUUUGGAGAAAUCACAUUGAUAAGGUCAUUGUAGUAUUUAAAAUCUUACUGAAUGCUGGGUUGAAGAUAAAUCCUCAGAAGUUGAAAUUAGCUGUUGAAGUAUCGGAAUUUUUAGGUUAUCGAAUUAGUCCUGCAGGUAAAACCAUCGUUGAACUGAAAGUUGAGAAACUCACGCAAUAUACAAAACCUACCAGUGCUAAACAACUCCAGAGUUGGUUAGGUCUAGUUAACUACUAUCGUCAGUUGAUCCCUGCUUUCUCAGAACUAACUUCACCACUAUAUCAGAUAACUAAAGAUCCAGAUCAGAAACAACGAAUUAGUUGGACAGCUGAAUUAUCACAACGAUUUCAUGAGAUCAACAAAUUAUUAGCUUCAGAACCAAUUCUCACUACCAUUGAUUACAAUCAGAUUAUUUCACUUCAUACAGAUGCGUCAAUUCAUUCCUGGUCGGGUGUACUACAACAAACAGGCGAUGAUGAUAUUACUAGGUUAAUUCAAUGUCAAUCAGGAAAAUUCCAUGCUGCUGAAUGCCACUAUACAAUAUGGGAAAAGGAACUCUUGGCUAUCUUUAGGUCCCUUCAUAGUUUCCACCACACAUUGCUUGGUUAUAAAGGCAUAAUUCAUAUUUUCUGCGACAAUAAAGCCAUUGAAGAAUUAUUAUCACGUCCACUUACCAACAGCUAUGCAGUCAACAGGCUCUAUAAAUGGUUAGUUUAUAUUAAAGGAUUCAACUAUCAAAUCCAUCACAUUCCAGGUGACAAAAACGUCAUUGCUGAUGCUUUGACUCGGAUGAAUUAUAAUCAACCACCAAAAUUGUCUUAUCCAUUAGAUGAAGCCAUUACACUGUUUAGACAACACCUCAUCAUUCCAGCAUCAACCAUGAAUAUUACAAACGACGAACCUAAAUAUCGUCAACUUGCUCUACGUGCAAUUUACAACUAUUUACAAACUUUGCAGGUUCCAACCAUCUAUGACAACGACAAGCGAAAAGCAUUUAUCCAUAGGGCUCAUGAAUUUUACAUUGAUGAAGGUAGACUCUACAAGUAUGGAAAGAAUGGUCAAAUGUCCAGAUUAGUAGUGACUGAUCCACAAGAGAUUCAGAAACUUUUUCAAUUAGUACAUGAUGGUCGGGGUCAUAUGAAGAUAUUCAAUGCAUUCAAUAUUCUAAAUUCCCAAUACUAUAUCGACCACUUAUAUCAACUACUCAACCAGUACAUAUCAUCUUGUCCCACCUGCCAACAAUAUGAUGGUGUUCCCAAACAUUCAGAUCCACUUUAUAUCAAUUUACCGGCUGGUCUUUUUGAAGUUAUUGUCUGUGAUUGUGUCUAUGUCCAAGAUCAAUACAUGAUUGUUGCUCGUGAUGAAUUUACCGGAUGGGUUGAAGCAAUCAUUACUCCUGAAUUAAAUGGUGUUGUUGUUGCCCGAUUCAUUUAUAAUGAGAUUAUUUGUCGUGUAGGUAUAUUUAAGGUGUUCAAGACAGAUCAAGGACCUGAAUUUAAAAAUAGCUUUGUCAAAACUUUACUAAAUCGUGUUGGUGUACCAAUGAAGUUUACUAUUGCUGAUCAUCCACAAGCCAAUGGUGUAGCUGAACGUAACCAUCAACCACUCAUCAAUUUUUUCCGUAAAUUACCACUGGGAAUUGAUCUUGCUGACGUCUUACCAACAGCUUUAUGGGUUGACCGUACCAACAUCCGCAGAUCAACAGGUUAUUCAGCACAAUAUUUAGUUUAUGGGUUUCAAGGCCAUUCACAAUUAUCCACCAUUGUUAAUCAUGCACCACUCAAAACACAAUAUACCGAAGAUGAAUUAUUCAAAUUUAGAUUCCAACAACUACAGGCACGAAAUCAACAGCACAUCACUGCCCAGUCUACAAUCUCAAGAAUCAGAACACAAUCCAAAGAACACUAUGAUACAGUCCACAAGACAGAUAACCCAAUCAAUGUUGGUGACCUUGUAUUAGUAUGGGAAAGAUCUAUAAAAAAUGCACUAGGUAGCAAAACCAAUAAAGGUAUUCCAAGAUGGUCUGGUCCAUAUAGAGUUAAAUCCAAAGGUGAUCGAGUGUACUCAUUAGAAACCCUCAGUUCGGUACCAUUAGCUAAAACAUUUGCUCGUCAACACCUCAAAUUAUACAUUGUUCGGAAACUGCUGGCAAAUGAUUCUGAAGGGGGAGCUGUCGUAUAG